AUGAUGGGAGAAGUUGCAUCAAGUCAUUUGUGGUAACCAUCAUUUUUUAAUCAAAAUAAGGCAUUGUUUAAGACAAAAAGCCCCAAGCUUUUGUAUGCCAAUUUUUGUUUGUAUCUUCGUGUGUGUCCAACAGAUGUUUAGCACGAUUAUUGUAAAAAAUGAGAAAUAUUUUAAAAAUUGAUGGUUGAGGGAUACCAGUGAAUGAUUCUAGGUAACAGGCAUAUGCAAAAACUUAUGAGUUACUUUUAAGAAGUAAUAAGAAUGCAUCGACACUCCUAUUAAAGAUCUUAAUAAGAUUUUCGUUGAAAUUACUUUUCUCUAUUAUAACACAUAUUUGUUACUGAAAGGUGCGCAAAAUUAAUUAUUUUUGUUCCGCUUUCACAUGUUCUUUCAAAGAAAAAUGCAUAUUUGAAUUUUUUUGGUGACAUGCUUAAGGCCCAUCGGGUGUAAAAUACUUAAAUGUUACUUAAUUCACAUAUCCCUGCCAGCACCAUCCCAACACAGCCCGGUCCGGUCCAAUUUGGGUAAGUUAGGGUACGCUUGGCUGGGUUUAUCAACAACGUUGGGUCACGAUGUAGCAAGAGCUGGUGCGACCAAUUGGCCCAAUCAAAUAAUUAUAUCCAUUUUUCAAUUAGGUAUCUGGGACGCAGAUGAUAAACAAGGCCUUUUAUAUGAGUGGACUGAUGCGGAAUACUUAAAGGCAAAUUAAAUAAUUUCACAAUAUCAUAGCUUUUCUCUAACAUCGUUAUUUACAGAAACGAAACGUUUAGUCUAAGUGUCCCUGACAGCACCGUUUUGGCCCACUUUGGCUGAGUUGGGCUACAUGGUUGGGCCACGGUGUGGCAAGGGCGGAUGUGGCCCAAUUGGCCCAAUCUCCCAAAAAAGUGCGCAGGGUAGCUCGCCUUUUGACGCUUUUCUAUUUCUCGUAAUAAUACAGACAUUAAUAUCACAGACCAGAAAGGUGAUAGAUUACGAACCACAGUAUGGGAUGGGGUGAGACGAAGUUAAGAUGAACGACAACCAAUAACCGGUGUAAAUUCAGACAGGCCAUUAUGACGGGGUGUUCAGACAAAAAGAGCUACUUUAGAUACUUAAUCUUAUGUAGAUAGGUCAUAAUAUAGCUUAUCAAAGCGAGUAAAUGAAUACUUUGGAACAUGGGCUUGUUUCUGUAUUAAUCAGGUAUUGGGGCACGUGUUAGCAGGAAAGUGAUUGUCUCCCAAAACCCCGACAAACGCUUUUAUUUUACGUUGAUUGAUAAGCAGCACUGCAAUUUUCGCGAAUACUAGUAUGUUGAGAAGCCAGAGUACGAGCUAGACGCUCCUACACUUCAGGUGUUUAUCUGCUAGUAACAGUAAUGCAAAUGUUGGACAUUAACAAAAAUCAAAUAACUGACGUACGUUUUGAGCAGGCUGAAUAAGAGGAUAUUCAGCAAAUACAAAUAAUGCGUGGUCAAAUGUGUCCUACGAUUUUAAAAUGAAAUGAGCAGUGCAUCUCAGCUGAAGUUUUAUUCGUUUGGAUUAUCCUGAGUGCUACUUUGAAAGGCGCUCUGUUACUGAGAUGUGCAAUUUUUGAUAAAAUAGACCAGAGAAUUCCAUUUAGACUAGUACAAAAGUAUAAAUAAAAUUAAUAUUUCUUGUUUCUAAACAGAGUUCAUAGUCCUGGAACGUUUUAGUAGUUUCAAGGUAUUUACUCGUUUGUAUUAACGAAUAAAGCUGCGCAUUAUUACCGAUUACUUUAAGCAUGUCACUCACAAUUGAGUAAAAAUCAACUUAACAAAUACAUAAGUGAUGUCAAACUUCUAAACUCUUUGUUUCAUUAUCUGAAUGUAUAUUUGGACCAGACAAACACAGGAGUUUUCAGUUUUCGCAGUCGGAAAUUUUGUUAAACUGUUAGAUUAAUCAAAGCGGCAGCGGGUUCUAGUUAAACUACUCAAAUGGCACUCCGGAUCAGCACUUUUUAUUUUAUUGCUAAUGUAUAGUGGUUAAAUGUUUGAUAUUUAAUGUCUUCUACAAAACCUCCGAGUGUUUUUCUCUCUUUCGAGGUCGGACCUACUGAGAGAAGUUCAAAAUAAUGCCCUGUUUCAAAAUCAACAGUCGGGUUAUGGAAGUCCUGCAUUCAAUCUGAUUUUACUGGGGAAGCAAAAUUCAGGCAAGAACUCACUGAUUGCCAGACUCCAAAAUCUUGAGAAAACAAUUCACAGCAAUGGUCUUCACUACUAUUAUAUAGAUAUGAGAAAGCCGAACAGCGAAGGUAUCUUGAAUUUUUUCUGCAAGUAAAUUGUUGUUUUCUUUCUCAAGUUUUAUUCAAUUUUUUUAUUUUUCAGUUAGAGAAUUAAAGUUUUUUGCUGUCUUCAGAACCAAUGAAAGUUGGCGCCUGGUGUUUGGACACCGAUGUCAACAUGAAUCUGCAUCUCCGGUUUGCCUUGAAUAAGAACACCAUUUGGAGUAGUCUCAUCGUAAUAUGCGUUAGUAUGGCUGAGUUGUGGAAGGCUGAGGAUAGCAUCUCGGAUAUUGUACAACAACUGCACAGCCAUUUGGAUUAUCUUGACUUGGAUGAAGAAGAAAUGACCGAGCUGCAAGAAAGUCGUAAGCAUCUGCUUUUACUCCGAUUGAACUGUUAAUUUACUGUUUACCACAUAAAACUCUAAUAAUAUCUUACCGAAAUGCAAAAAAUGUGUUGCAUGCCCAAAGUUCGCUAGAUCGAUGUCAACAAAUAAUUUGUUAAUUUUGGGUGGUGUUGAUAAGGAGCGCAGUUGUGUAAAGCCUAAAUAUCAAAAUAUGGACGUUUUUAAUCAGAAGAGCAAAUUAGACUGACAUGUUUGCGCAUUUUACUUUUUCACUCAAGUCCAGCGUCAGUUUCAGUUGUACGUCGAACCCACUCGCCAAACGAACGACCCCAACAGUGAAACGGUGAAGACCAGCGGUAACCUGGAGCUUCUUCAUCGAAUGAGCACUGCAGUGCAUUCCAGCGGGAUGCCUGUCAACAGUCUUCAUCCGGCUGACGUCUUGGGCACCGCCAACGAUACUGUGCUUGUGCCGAUACCGGAAGGCAUUUUCAAGGAGAAACUCGCUGUACCAGUGAUCAUUCUAGUCACAAAAGUUAGUUUUUGUCAAUGAAGUAUGUUUUAGUAAUCACAAAAUUGUACAAAAGUAUUUUGUGACUUUAAACAACGCUACAGCUAAAUACCAGUUGGGCGGCGGAGUCCCUUUUAGAAAGUGGUUUUUAUUUACAGGCCAGAAGUCAGAUAUUGCCUUUUAUUUUUUGCAGUGUUACGAAUAACAUGCAAACACUGUCUCUCCCCAAGACGGCGAUUUGAUAUCAAGCCAACUUGUGCCCAUUUGAUAACGUUAUUUUCCAUCCUAUACCCAGUGCAAGUCAGUUUGUUUAUUCCUGCUCGUACUCGGGGACUGACACACUGGUUUGGUUUGAUUGAGACUGAUGUUUGAUGCGGUUGUUUGGUCCUCAAAAUGAUUUCAAGUCCCAUAGCGUCCCACACACAUUCGAGUCAAAUGCACUGAUUGUUUAGUAGUCAUUAAGAAGACCCGUCGGUGACAUUCUGGAAAUGACUCAUUUUUAAUGAACAAAUUUGGCAAAACGCAUUAAGUUAUCCCAUGAUUUGACAGUCCUCCUGUCCAAGGUAUUUCAGAAAUCAAUCAGACUAAUUACACUUUAGAAGAACUCCCUAGAUUAGGUAGGACUAAAUGAAACCGGCUGAAUUACUGGCUGACCAAACACUCCCUUUGUUCUUUCAUGUCCUACCCACACUAAGCGUGGCAAAACCGCCUAUUUUUUGACCCAGGUCAACAUGCACCUCUUAAAGUAGAAUUAAAGUAUGGCCACAGAAAAGACCUACAGGAUCGAUUACGUUCCAAGUGAGAAGGCCAGACUAAGCUAGCGAAUCCGAAGGAUCGACCCGGCACCUUUUGAGCACUUACAGUGAUGCGCGUGCAAGCGACACGAACUUAGUAAUGAAAAUUGGAUUCAAAUAGAACAUCUCAGUUCAGAUAUAAUUCAGCAUCGUUGAUUCAUUUUACCAGCUGACGGCUGUCAAAACCACAAUAUUUAUGAUGCUCACACCCGUCAGAAACGUAUUAAAUUUUUUCUAAGAUGAAAAUCUUAAAAAGAAUUAUCUUCUAACAGGAAGCAAUUAUUAUGCGUUUCGUCCCCCUCUUUCAUUUGCGCUAUUCCUUCCACUGACAGACAAAAAUUCAAGUAAAUUGCGUGUCUCCUCGCCCAGUGAUGGUUACUGGAACGUGCACUUGAUUAGAACCUCAUCAGAUCUGAAUUUGUUGCGGUCUACGAUUUAGUCAAGACGGCUGGACACAGGAGCUGACCACCACAGAAUCGUCACCCGGUUUCAAAUAGUAGGUUUGCGGGACAAGCGGUCGACGUCUAAGUCAAAUUUUGAUGGCUUUACGGUGGCCGUAAUGCAUAGAGACACAUCUUAUAUGUUUAACAUUCAGCAGCGCUCGUGAAUACAAUGACAGGCCCUGGUGUGCCAUUUCUGUCAUCGGCGACACUGUCGCCAUUUCCAUCUCUUUUAAUGCCCCAUUAUUUUUCCAAGCUAGCGGCAUGGAGCUGCGAAUGAUGAUGAUGAUGAAGAGGAGGAGGAGAAGGUUGAGGAGAAAGAGGUGGAUGAUGAUGAUGAUGAUGAUGAUGAUGAUGUGAUAAUUACAACGAUGAACAAGACCUUUGUCCCAUAGAUUGUGUCUCCUUCUUCACAACUGCUUCCUGGGACACGUCUUUUUGCUUCUAUUGGCGAUGAGCUGGCUCUUUGUAAUUGAAAACACGUACAUUAAAAACAAAAGGACUUUCUUUCUUCUCCCAUAGGCGGAUGUCAUAAAAACACUGGAGCAGGAAGCUGGGUUCACGGACGAUACCUUCGACGUUCUACAGUGGCGCCUACGAGCAAAGGCCCUUGAAUGUAUCCUUUUUUAUUGGUGCAAAAAUGUGUCAUUGAGACACACAGGUUUUAAUCCCCAAAGUGGUACCAACUUCGUUUGGCAAUCAGAAAUCUCAGUGGGAUCCAUGAGCCAGAAAAUUUACACUUUGUGAUAAGGAUGCAGAUAUCAUGUAUUGUCGGAGUACAUUUGCAAGCCACGAGGUAUGAUAGCGUUGAACGCAGUCUCGAGAUUUUAUAAGAAGAAGAAGGAGAUAUGACAUCAGCACUGUAGAUCGUCAGCAAGGGAACAUUGAAAUGUCCAGAAAGAGUACUACUCGAGUAACUGCCGCGACCGUUGCGAAAUCCUCCACUCGUACUCCCUACAAUAUCAUAUCAGUUAUAUAAACAAGGAAACGGAUCCACAAGUCAAUAUCUGCGACAACAGAGGGUCGGCUUUGUCAGAUAGAUCAGAUUUACCGUGUUGAAGUUUUGUAGUCGUAGAGAGCCAAGAGUUUUCUACAGUGACACACCACUAAAAAAAAUCAUAGGAGGACCUUCAGUAUGCGUGAACAUGAUGUCAUCUGAAAGAUUAAUUGAGGUCUGAUGCUCAGAAGCGUAUGAAACCAGCGGUCACGUCACAUUCAUAUGUGGCUUUGAAUACUCGAACGCUUAUUAUUGGACAAAGUUUCAGCUAUGACAGCAGUUAACGCCAGAAAUUUGCGAUUUAUUUAUCUACGUAGCUGUCGAUCGUCGUCUAACUAAAAAGCACAGCAAACCAGUUUUAGAUUCUGGGUUCGCUGGAGGUCGGAUUUAGGAUUAUCCCCGGCAGCAAUAAAAACCUAAGAAUUCAGAAUUUCCCAACCUUUGGUAUAUCUACAAGUAAUGCGUGUUUCCAUACCCCUAAGUUAAGGUAGAUUGCUAACCACAUGACAGUUUGACUGUUGUUGCCCGAGCUUCUCCCAUCAAAAUUAUCCUUAUCUGGCCAAUUUCACUAGUGGGAGCCGCGUUAGCGUACAUUUCUGUGAAAGCGGAUACCAACUGCGAGCUCUUUACACGCUAUCUGCGGCAUCGCUUCUUCAAUACCAGCUUCCAUAGCCCGGCCCAGGUUCUGGAGCAUGAAACACUCUUUGUGUGAGUCUUGUCUUUACUUGAAACCCUGGCCUUUUAUUGAAACAACCCUCUACAAGAUAUAUCGGUAUUUCCUCCUGGAUUAAAGCACCCACGGUAUGAGCUGGACCUCCAGUAGGCCUUAAGUAAAAUCUUCGAGUGGUUUUUAAAGUAGGAAACACUAACUGUGCAAGACUGCAGUAGAGAUGGUUGUUCACUUAGCGGUGCUCUGGUCUUUUGACGCUCACUUCAUCCAUACGAUUACUCGUCACCAUUCCCUAUGUCGCUACUAGCGAGAACAAUAGACCAGAAACGCGCUAUGUGUAAGUCUUCCUUUUAAUUGAAACUUCGCCUUCUUAUCGAAAUAGCCCUCCAUGACAUACAUGUUUACUCCUUCCUGGAUAAGGACUCUCACGGUACGAGAUAGACCUUAUUAGGAUUUGAAUAAAAUCAAUAAGGGACUUUUGAAGCAUAGAAUGCUAACGCGUGUGGCCUCCGGAUGACCGGCUCUUCAGCUAUCUAGUUACUGACUACUUCUCAUUAUGCCGCGGCUUGUAAAAACAAUUGACCAAAGACAAACGACAAAACGGCAUGUUCCUAGUAUAUCCGAGGCGCCUCGAAAUAACUGCAUUUCAGAUGCAUAACCUCCGUUUGUACGCACCCAAUAAAUAGGAAAGAAAUUACUACCACGGAAAAAUAUGAUUGGCUUAAAUGCAACAAAACAAUUAGAUGAAGGUUGCGAAUUUCCCAGGUAAGCGGGCCGUCGUAAGCACUAGAUGUUUCACACUUCAGGGUUAGGUACGACUGCCUGACGACGGCUAAUAAACCAGAAGUGGCCAUUCCAAUAUCACCUGCGGAAAGAAAUUAUCUGUCUGAGGCGCCUUGAAACAACUGCAUUUCAGAUGCACAACCUCGGUUUGUACCCACAAAAUCAAUAGGAAAGAAAUUACUACCGCUGAAAAAAUAUGAUGAGUUCAAAUGGAACAAAGCAAUUAGGCGAAGGUUGCAAAUUUGCCAGGUAGGUUAGCUGUCGUAAGCACUAGGUGUUCCACACGUCAGGGUUAGGCAUGACUGACUGACGACGGCUAAUAAGCCAGAAAUGGCCAUUCCAGUCUCCAUUUUCUUUGUUGGUAAUAACAUCCUGCGCCUGAGAUUCUCAAAGAAGGAGAUAAUACGAUGUCUAUCCCUUCAAAGUAGUUUAAUUUGACGCAAUGUCUGAUCGGAUGUGUUCUAGUUUCCUUCACACUCUCGGUCACUGAUGGUGCUCUCACAUUUUCAGCUCAUCCUAACAAGUUCUCCUUUGCUAGAAUGUCCUAGUCGAGAGCACUUGAACGGGUCUCAUUACGAUAACAUCGUCCAGUUGAACGAUAGCUCGCGAUCAUGUUUGGAAUAUAUGGCCGGUUGUUAAUUUAAUCGCUUCUUCCCAUCGUUUUUUUCGUUUUCCAACCACACUUCACAACCUCCGUGUAUCCCCUUCUGACGGGCGUUUCAGUCCGGCGGGUUGGGAUAACCAUAUGCGACUGAACACCCUGCGAAGCAGCAUCAACGACCAGAUCAUGCUGGAGGCCGAGAAACUCAUCUCCUCCCCACCUCCGAGGGAUUUGCGAAUGGUCCUGGCAUGCGCGGGAGCUGGUAGGUUUAUUUCCCAUCGCCAAACAUUCCAGCAUUUUAAAUAGUUGCCCCGUAUGCCCGCAGCGAAACUUUUGCGAGGUUUGGUUCUGCCGCCUCGCCUGAGUGAUACCACCUGCUAAGUUUACUAAAACAAUUUCAGUUAACAUGCCUAACCAAGCUACAGUCUGGAUUAGGAAGGGAAAGAGAGCGCAAACAGAACUCGAAGCACGCACAGGGAAGCGAGUAAACGUUGCAUUUAGACAAUCCCCCCCGACAAAGCCGCUAGCUGGACUGAACAGAUAUGGAGGGCGCAAUCAAAUCUAGAAGGCCACGGAGGGAACUGCGUGGUAAUUCGUAGUGCACAGCUACUGAAGUGGAACUAAUGGAGUUCCAACUCGUCCGAAAAAUGCCAUUAGCAAGCCUACUUAGACACUUGCUGGUUUGGGAUAGUAAAGAGGACGCAAUCAUUGCCCGAAGCGCGCGCAACCAAGCGCGUGUGAACUACUACCUUAAAGUUAACAAGGCUGGCGUAUAAACACUCCUCUCCCCCCUGACACAGUCACUCGUUGGAUUAAAAUUGUAGGACAGAUGCCAAUACGUGAUAUUUGUAGAGUCCGUGUAUUCGCAUCCAGUAAAAGCUUUUAGCGAAGCUGACCAUAUGGUAUCAGAACCAAACCUCGUCGAAUCUCUAGGGUGCCUUUUGAAGACCUGAACGCGUUUUCGUGUCGAUGGCUUCACACAGUGAGUGAACCAACCUGCCCCACUGAAGGCCGUACUGGAAUAUCGAUGCAGUCACCUCAGAAAAGGCAGUAUACGUCAGAAUACUUCAGCCUGCAGGAAAAAGGGUGAUUUUGGAGCGCGAAGUGGAAAGCGUGGCCAGGCCGCGGAAAGUUAUUGAUUAUUUGUGAUUGUUUGUAAAGCGCAACUACUUGUCGUUGCAUGGUAGCGAGUCACGACCCAGGUCACGGCAGACAUGUCCCCCCCCCAAGUAAAGAACAAAUAUCAUCAACGCUAGGCGUUACGGUUCUGGUGUGACUCGCCUCAAGCAUUUUCCAGCUUUUCGGGUGCAUUUAUUUUGAAAUUAUCUAGCGAACUCAGGAGGUAAUCUUCGCGCAGGUUAUUAGAGUCAACUGCGAAGUUUGUGUUGACUUUGAAACCGCAAACUAGCAACUUCAACAUAGUUUUCAUACGCGAAAUCCAUCAUACGAUAUCAUACUCGUUGAAGAAAGAGUCACAAUGCCGAAGACCUAGCAGUAACGUUUACUAAGAACGUAGGCCCAUUUUUCAUCACUUCCUCUCGUUAUCAUAAAUAAACCGCGAGAACUCCGCCCACCUGUUGUCCCCGAAAUCUCGCACGUGGUUUGCGAUAUAAUUCCACUUGCAAAGGAACACGUGCCAAUCUUAGUAGACUUCAUUGGAACGAGUCUUCGUAAGGGAACAUUCGAAGUUCUGUUGACAUUGAAAAAAAACCCAAGUGGAUGACGUCAACCUUUUACCUUUUUAAGAAGCUGAUUGUUGAACAUCCAGCCGAUUAGUUGUUCAUUGGGAGAACAGAUUGUAUCCUUGUAAUAGACGAAUGGCUCCAAACAAAGAAUGGACACACCAUGGCCCCAUGCUUUGCUGUCGACCCAUCAGGGUACGGAGUAUUUCAGUGUAUCUUCUACUGAACGAAACAAAUUUCGUGCACAUCAACUAUUUUUUCACAUUUAACUCAUCGACUUCGUUGCUGCAUACGCACCUUAUUGGCAGUGCUUUUUCGAAUCAAAAAGAUAUGUAACUAAGAAAAACCAACAGUCUGGAUCACAACGAGACAGAUAAUGGAAGGUUUUUCUUAACUGUUCACUGUGGAUUGUUACCCACUAACUAGAGACAAGACAAUAGCAACUGACCACCUACUAUAUCAAGUUGGAGAAUCUCUCCGAACUGUGCUAUUAGUUGGAAAAGGAGCAGUCUACCUUGUGACCAAGGAAUUGUCAGGCUCCUUGUAGUCAACUGUAAACAAGUCGGGUCGGGCGCAUAUUUGCGGACGGUUAGAUGUUACACCAUGGUCAGGACAUUUCCGGCAACGUUUCUAUAAUGAUUUACUAACAAUUUUCCAUUUCUUUCACAUAAUGAUGCUUAACCCUAGGAUGCGCAUGCGAGCUCUCCAUGACGUGGCAUAUCUGGGACUUAACACCGUUAAAUCUGAGCCUCUCGACAAACGAUCACAAUUCUACUAAUACCCCCCCCACCAUUUUCUCCGAAAAAGCUAGCUAAAUGACCAGACACAUAGUGAUAUUAUCUCAGGGCAACUUUUGACUUCCUAGAAACGGGACGUUUACCAGUAAACUUUUUUCCCAGGAAGGUUGGAGUGAUAAGAUUGGUUCCUGACCUUAUAAACGUACUGAUUAUAGCCAUGAGUAAAAAGCAUUAACGGUGCCUGUUCCUCUUCCUGCAACAACGGAAGGUCUGUCUGUUAUGCGGGCUACGGACUUCAUGCUGGGAGACAGUCCUCUCGGAGUCAGCAGUUCUGAGCCGGAGAUAGUAGCCGAGGAAGAGCAGAUUUUUCUCACAAAGUUAUACAACCAACAACAGCAACAACAGAUGACCUCCGGACCUAAAGGCAGUCAAGCAUCAGAGACCACGGGAAGGCCCAUGGUAAGUCUCCUAGUGUUUUAAAGGCCUCGGUGCCGCUGCUUUCUAAAAUAACUGCCUGGAGAUGAGACAGCAUACCGAUCACGCACUAGAAAUGCUCAUUUAUUCGUCUAGGCUUUUGAAAUUGUACAAAAAACCACCGUAAGGAAAUAAUGCGAAAAAGAAAAUGAGUCGGCUUGUUGGCAGUUUGCUACUAAUUAGCUGCUUGGAAUGUUCAUAUGAAGAUAACUACGUAUAGCUCCGUAUGCAGGGGGGAGGUCAGUAUGACCUUAGAUAGAAUUCUCAUCAAAGGUAUGAUCCACCUACAGGGUAUGAGAAGACGUUUUCAGGUUUUUUUGCCCACCGUUUUAUUUCAGCUCGGAGAGAGUCUCAUCUUAUGAAAUAACUGCAAUGGAAACUACGAACUUUGUAAUAUUAAUCAAAUCCCCAUGCAAGCUUUGUCACGAAAACUACAAACAACCAGUGCUACAAGUAGCGGCCUUUCAUAUAUCAAUGGGUUUAUUUUAUGCCUUGAAUACGUGUCAGCUAAAAGCCCAGGCACGUGUUUCGUUGAUGUCACCUCAUAGAAGGGUUCGGCCUCUCAGUGGUCCCCUGACGAUGUCUAUGCGUUUUCUGAGAUACGGACUUCAGACAGUAAUUAAGCCAAUAAUCUUAAAAAUUAUUUACUACAGAACAUCGGGAGGUGCUCAAAUGCUGCGUGAAAUCGUUUAAUGAAAAGUGAAUCAUUAAAGACUACCUUACUGCCUUUUCAAUAAAAACGGUCAGCAGUCAUGAUCCCCGGAUGUUACAUGCCCCAAUGAACCUGAAUAAACCUCGAACGAGGGUAGCCAGGUAAAAGUCGGAAGCGUCAAACUAGACAACCGUACGUUUUCGCUUAUUUAUCCUCAGGAGUACGCUAAUGUUGGUUAAACUAGGCCAAAGAAGAUUGAAGUAAAAAAAACCUAAUGGACUAUUCUGAGGGAGGGAGAGGGUUGAGAUUGUCUAGACAGCGAGGAGAAAUUAUGGGUCACUUCUGUCACAGCAGAAGGAAGGAGUGUAUCGGAGAGUUGUGUCGUGUUUCGUCGCUGCGAUUUCGGCGUUGGAUUUUGCAGGCAAUAACGUGUUAGUUCGAUCUUUGGACAGGGCGACAGGAGAACUUAAGCUAAGUUUUCUAAAAGCUCAGCUUAAGUCAUAAUUCGUUUUGAAGCAUGACUUAAUACGCCUAAAUAUAUUCACAAGGAAAAGGAGUUCAGAACUCUGUCCUUAAUUUAAAUCUCUCGCUGGGGUUCACGACAAGAUACGAAAUUCAUUAUUCAGAUGUGUUGUCAGUUUAAGCAAGCCGGUUGAAAGAAACGUUUGGCGACGAACCUGCACGUGGUUCAAAUGGUAAGCCUUUCAAAUAAGUGUUUGUGUAGGGGUUUGCUGAUAAAGGCAGGCGAUGCGAAAAUGAAAGUUGUAGUCUUUUAUAGCCUUACUGAUUAUACUCCUCAGCUCGUGGGCAAAUAUCCAUCAAUCACCGUCGAGGUUGGUGUUUAUCCGCUUUCUUCCCUCGUCGUGAUCUUCAUUAACUAACUAUGUCUAACUGAGGGCAUACCAGCGACGGGGGUUUGGCGUAGAUCUGCAUCUUUACUUGAAGCCUAACCAGUGUAAUAGGUUCGAUAACACUUCCGUGAAGAUCUACUCCAACUAUCUAUGGCGGGUGGUACCUCAAUGUGAUAGAUGUCAAUGAUCUAAUGAAUUAGGACCAUUUAAACGCACUUACAUCUCCCUUAAGAGUACAGUCACCCCUUUUGCUGAAAAAGAACCGUUUGUCAUUUAUAUACAUGAUGUUUCAAGCCCACCGGCCGGCGGCCUGCUCAUGGAACCUCCGGUACAUCCGCAAAGACGCCCAACAAGGAGGCCGUUCUCACUAACUUCUUCUGCUCCCUACUGACGAAACAAUCUGGUUCCGAAAGGCCGCGAAGCAAGAGCCCCCUGAGUGGAUCCACUUCCCCUGCGGCACCGACUCCCUCAAGGGCAUCUCCACUGGGUGAGCAUCUUCCCCAUCUCUGAUCACAGCUACAUUUUGUAGGCAAAACUGGUAGAGGACUCACAGUUGCUAAGGAACGUUGACAAUCUCACUGGCGGUGACAAAGGAAACCGCACCGGAAUUCUCUGAUGGCUAAGUGCACUUUCCAUUAGUCAUGGGGUCUUAGAGUUGGAUCAUGGGUUUAUGUUCUCUAGUCUGAUAAUCAGAGUCCUACGAGUCACUUGACUUGCUUGAACGCCACCCCAUGCGAAGGAAGCAGACCUGGGCGAUACAGUAGAAGUGAACGCCGUAUUUGAUUCUGAUAUCAGGUCAAAGGGAUAAAUGCUCCCUAUUGCAGUCUUCUUUUAUUUCAGUAUUCCUUUGCGGCCAGACUGAAAAAGUUCUGGCUUAAAGGCAACCAGAAUAUUUGGUGAGAAGUAAGCAGACAUUAUCUUCAUCACUUUGGUCAAGUUCAUCAUCUCUGCUGUCAACGGAAGUGGCUAUUCACAUCAGCAUAAUUCUUACUUGGAUUACCAUCAUGUUUCAACGAAAAGUGUUGUCUACGCAUUCAAUGAAUGAUGAAAGGUUGGCCCGGCACGGCUUAUUUUUCGUCAUCGACAACUGUUACACCAACGCAAGGCUGUAUGGUCGCAUUCUAAAAUCUAGUUCGUCGAUGAUUGAGUAACAUUCGCACAACUGCGCUGACGGGAUCAGGACAAGAUCCAAAAUUUUCAGUCAUAUAGGGAGAAGGGAGAGAGGUGGGGGCCGGCAUCGAUUUAUCCAAGUCACAUAACCGACAUGGGCGUUUCCGCUUUGGCUCGAAGUCGAAAUUCUAAAGGCCCUCUGUUCCAUUGUCGAGCGGAGACGCCCAUUUCUGACGGGCAGUCGGGAUUAGAUGAAUGUGCGCCAAUCCCACAUAUCCCUAAUUAAUAUCACCGUUCUGUUCUCCUGCUUUUGCAAGCUUCCUUACUGAGGUGCGUUUAAUCGCAGAAAAUGCGGAACGGCGUACAUGUAUUCGGUGGCUUGUAUUUAACAACAAAUAAUCCAUUAGAUCAGGAUUCCCGACUGAAAAGUACUCAACUUCGGUGGACACUUAGCAGUCCUUCAAAUAUGCUGAACUAAAAUCCUGGACGAGCCGCCAUUAGCAACUGCGUAAAUUCGAAAAAUAUUAGACUCAGAAAAGUGUAUUAAGUCGUUUUUGCACGGCGCGAUCGCUCAAAAGGAAAUUGCGGUAGCCUGCAGAACACUGACACAAGAACGGAAGGAAUGGGAGGGGGUAGACUGCGUAUUCUAGGUGGGGGUCGCGCACUCGACUCACAGUCAUCCAACUUGUAUAAAUGUUAUUAAAAAAUCUCUCACCGGAACGGACUGUUUCUCUGAUUUCGGACAUCGGUCAAUCAGUUAUGCUUUUUGCUGAAUUUCAUAAUAAAGACUUUGUGGACGAGAAUGCUCACGUAAUGCCUAUUUUUUGCCUUCCUACAAAAAGGAGACAUGUAGAUUGCUCAAAACGUUUUAAAUCUCGCAUUUAGACAAGUUGAUACCUUUACUUCAUCAUCGGCAGCUAAAAUAGUUCACCUUCCAAGAAACCGUAAGCAAAAGCGAUUUCUUCUAGUUCCUUUAAGGUUUUUAUUUAAGUGGGGCAACUUUAACCAAUCACAACGAGGCCUCUUAGGAGAAACGUACCACAAAAUUCGAACGUACUUUGCAAUGGAAGUCUGUGGUUUUAUGUCUUUAAAUAUUUUUUCGUUAUCGCUUUUUAAUUUUCUCAGAAAUUGACUACGAAAUUGGAGUAGAUCAGUUUAUUCAAGGUCACAGGCUCAGACCGAGAAUAUUAUGCAUGAAUAUUUGGGCCGAAGUCCAUCAGCCACAGCGGGUAACCGCGUACUAUUCAUUAACUGCAGACAAGCAGCUAGUAGUAUACUUUAGGGUAAAAUGAUACCAUACUAACAGCAUAGGUACUAGCCAAAAGCUCAUACACGCGUGGUUCGCCGAUAUUCUGCCACUGCAUGGCGCAGCUGCAAGGGGUUCGGCUCGUCUAGACUUAUAGGCCUUGAAUAAACUGAUCCAUUUCAAGUUCGCAGAUAAUUUCUGAGGAAAUUAAAGAGCGACAACUUCUAAAUUGGAGUUUCUACCAGAAAACAGAGAAAGAAUGCUGUGGGACCGACUGACGAGCCGUUCUGUAGGGCACACGGUGGAACAAGUUGAUCGCGACAAUCAAAGUAUCGCCCGCGUUGUGUGAAUUACCACCUUUCCAAGGGACUCGCAGUAACUUGGACGCAAAAUAGUCUAUGUUCAGUAAUACGUUUGGUUGAAGAAUAUGUUGGAGCGGAAUACGCAGACUACAUGCGCGGCAGCCCUUAUGUGUCUACGAAAUAGGUUGCCUUCCGACUUUCAGGGACUUCUUAAUCGCUGCAAGGAUUGCAUUAGAAAGGGAAACUUCAUGUCUUGCCAGUUUUCCAAACGUCCGAAUAGUGCCAACCUUGUCAGAUACUUUUCACGGUGUUCGUGUGGGAUGGGAUGUACGCCACAUCUACGAAAUGCCAGUUUCACUCGCUGAUCUUUCUCCUAUAGCAUCUCAGUAGUUGACGUUUCGCAAGUAAUCGCUGUAGCGCAGGACACGCUUCUGAGUGACCCCGCAAUACAGUGAUCCGCUUUUCAUAGUCUGUCUCUUACUCUCCUUGUGUCAUCAAUCGUGUGUUUUCCGAAAAACCAAUAGGAUAUAGGUCUGGCCGUAUAUCUGUUACACUGGGUAUCGUUAGUUUUAAACCCUGUAGCGAGGAAGCAGCAGUGAGUGCUACCAGUACGUGACGGUGGUCUCAAGGACAACUAGUGGAACAUUAGGCGUAGUACAGAGUGACCAACGAUUCCAAGACAGGGGUUAAUUGGAUAAUGUCAGACGAAGACACCCAAUUCACGCACAUCCAGUUAAGUCCCUCUUACUGUAUCGGCAGCAUUUAUCGAUCGCUGGUUAUUCCUGGCUUUGCCAUAGCAGGCCUUGUGGUUUCUCAACGGAACUAGCAUCGGCGUUUGAUUCCUCUCCAAACCGCAAGAGGUCGCCAAUACAAGGCCGCGGUAGUGCUGGUCCACUGUCUUAAGUGGUUGUUUAGUCCCUAACCUAAUUGUACCUCCUUUAUCCAGAAAAUUGAUUAAUACUCCGCGUAUUUCGCAUUGUGCUCUCACUACCUUGUCAUUUCAGGGCGUGUGACCUUAGGAGGUUAGCGACGAUGUCUAUAAUGUGGUCGUCAACUCUGUCAGAAUUUGUCCUCAAAUAAAAUGAUUUAAGAGUGGGGAAGGUACAUGUUCUCAUCAAAAAUGGCAGAUUGCGCACGUUACUAGCAUGUAAGGGGGUGGUGGGACACUGGGAUUGUACCAGGCCAAACUACUGAAAUGGAGUUUAUGGCGUAUUCAGUAGAAUGGUAAUAUCCACUACGUGUAUUCAGCAACUUAAAAAUGCAACAGCACUUCGUGCAUUGGCUUCAAAGCAAACCACCUGCAAGAGUCGUUCGUGCAAGUGUACGCUAGGUGACCGUAUCAGGACCGUAUCAGGCAUAGGUAAUCCGAGAAAACACCACCCUCAGCGCUUGGAAAAUCACCCAUUUUUUUCAAGAAAUAGCAGUAAAAUUAAGGACAUCGUACGGCUUUUUCCAACAGCUUUCCAACGAUUCCCGCGGGAGAAGGUUGUGAGGCUGUCGAACUCGAUUCUCGUUUCCCGAAGGAGGAACAAGAUAAGAAAAACAGGAUGGCAACUCAGGAUUUUAUUUCAAUGUGUCAGAACCUAUCAAGAAAACAGUAUGUCGUCUGGGGGGAGGGAGCACAUGGUUAUCAGGAGAAAAAUGUGCAUAGGGCCAUGCCAAUAGCGGAGAUAUUAAAUUAUGAUCUCUAGACAACUUCCUGUGGUCAUGUGUUGGGCGGGACCUCUGCAGACCAGCAGAUGAAUUCUCAGUAGGCACCGUGGUUGAGAAGCAGUCUUAUUCAUCCCCCGCCAUUGACCAGUUUUAAGCGAAACGUUAAUUGCGCAUUCCGAAACCUCCCUAUAUAAAUUUUAUACAGAUUGAAUGUUUGUAAAUGGAUGCGCAUUUCAAAGAAAAACAAUUUCGAGGAGGGAAAAUGAGGCCAACAUUUAAAAAAUACGGCCUUUCGCAUGCUAAAUGUAUUUUCGUGAGAGAAACAGUUUGAAAGCGUGGGGUUUUUAUAUCUGACAAGGAGUUUCUACUCUGGAAGGAGCAUCCACAAAGAUAAAUGGAACCGAAAUCUCCAUUCUCGACCAAUUAGACGUUGUCAGUCAGCUACGCUUAACCUCAGAUUUUGGGGCACGGUGGAUUCGUACCUGGGAUUUUUAGUCAUUGAUUCGAAUGCUCUGUCACUUUGCCUUAGGUCCAUUGUCCCGUGCGUUGCCCCAGAGUUUUCUUACGGUUAAGCUGUGCUCUAUUUUAACUUUCCAAACUAUUAUUUUUUGUGAUAAUUUCAUUCCUACUUAAUACGACUCAACCGUAAUCAUUAGACCCAUUAGUCGUAACACCGUUACUGUCUUCAAACAAUUUAAGUCUUUUUCUUUCGGCAGGAACAAGACUGAUUAUAUGGAAGGAUUAUACGCGAAAAGAUUUUGAGGGCAGGUGUUUAGUUAUUUGGGUUAGGGUUGAGAGCUAUGCUGGAACAACUAACAUUUCUAUGCUUCUGGUUAUAUUUCAAAAAAAUGGAGUUCAAUAAAGCGUGAAUGCGAUGGCGCUUAGGCUACCAUAUUUUGACCCGCCCUCCAACAACUUCCAUAACGUCUUUUAGAUAAAAAUGAGCAAUUUUUUCAAAAGUCCAAAAUCGCAAUUCUCCACAAAGAGUUUAUUUGGAGCCUCAAAAAAAACUGUGAAGAUCUGCAGUUGUCAGGAGUUUUGAAAGGCAGUUUAGAGGGCGUUUUCAUGCCUUCGGCGUCAUUAAGUCCUUUGCGACGCCUUGCCGCACACUCCGCCUCUAAUAAGUGGAAAUUCUUUAGACUCAGAGGAGGCCAUCCAUUUCGACAUUGCCCUUCGGCUUAACCUAAUAACAACAUAAGUGUCCUAUCUGAAACCCACGAAAUAUAUCUUGCAUGUUUAAUGAGUGGCCUUAAGGACCGUGAGCGUCGGAUAUGCCAUGAACAGUAAACCAUGGCCAUCACAGUCUGGUGUGCGCCGGCAGUUCUGUGGCACCUCGUUCACUGUCGGCGUAUACGUCCGCGUCCCCUCUGGGUAUGCAGAUCGUCUGCAUGGUUGCCCAGUCAUCCUCCUCAUUCUGACUCGUUUCUUAUGUUGUUAGUUGAAAUCCUGGCCAAGUGUUUGUUAGCUAUAAACCAUGGUGUGUGGUGGUGCGCCCGGGUGCGGGUCCGGUCUAGCCAGCCAUCUGCGCCCUCUCCCGCCUCCGGUGUUCUUGAUUCUGUCUUGACACUGGGGGAGGGGGUGCAGCAGAUGCUGCGCAAGUCUACUUUCACUAUAAACUAAAUCACGCUCAAGUGACCGUGUCUGUUGCACCUUGCUGUCGAGGACAUUGUGGACAUCGUGGGCCACGACGAUCGAACUUUCAUGAUAUGAGUAAGUCUGAAAGCAAAGCAUUAGCGUCGUAGUACACAUGUGAGACUACCAUGCCCACCGUUUUACAUUAACCCGACGGUGCGUGUUCGAAGGAGCUCCAUGCAUCAUUUACUACCUAUUUACUUAUCCAUCUUGACUGCUAACCUCUCAGAUAACCAACUUAAUUGUUAGACUGUCCAGAUUGGUUGAAACAGUUAUUUGUGCUACAAGUUCACCAGAUGUUUAAAUUUUUAAAAAGAUCGUUUUUCUGAACACCGGUGCAGCCAAUAAAAUUGGAAGGGCCGGUAAGAAAUGUUUUUUAUGUGAGCAUCAAAGUCAGGGAGCAAUACGAAUUUCGGCAAUCAAUUUUUUCUAAUUUUACUUUUACUUCACGGAAAUGUGAACCCCUCGGUAUUAUAGGUAACGCGGUUCUAUAUCCCAGGGUCAGCGUUGGAGGGGGAGGCGUGCAGCAGAUGCUGCGCAAGUCUUUUAUCACUAUAAACUAAUUCUUGCUCAAGUCACCGUGUCUGUUGCACAUUGAUGGGCAUCGUGGGACAAGACGGUCCAACUUUCGUGAUAUGAGUAAGUCUAAAAAGCAAAGCAUUAGCGCCGUAGUACACAUGCGAGACUACCAUGCCAGCGGUUUUGUAUUAACCCGAUGGUACAAGUUUGAAGGAACUCCCUGCAUAAUUUGCUACUUAUCUGCUAUUUAUCCAUCUUGACUGCUAGCCUCUCAGAUAACCAAUGAAGUUGUUAGACUGCCCCGAUUGGCUGAAACAGUUAUUCGUGCAAUAAAUUCACCAGAUGUUUAAAUUGUAAAAAGUCAUUCUUUCUGACCACCUGUGCAGCCAAUAGAUUUGAAAGGAGCCGGUAAGAAAUGUUUUUAUGUGAGCAUCAAAGUCAGGUAGCAAUAUGAACUUCGCCACUCAAUUUGUUUCCAAUUUCAUUUCUAUUUUCAGUAGACCGAGCACGGAAAUGUGAACCCCUCGGUAUUACAGGUAACGCGGUUCUAAAUCCCAAGGUCAGCAUUAGGGGAAUCAAGAUGAGAGUUAGGCCUAGUGGGUCGGGUUGGUUAAGGAUUAGAGUUAACGCUAGUUUAUAGUAGUAAUUGUAACCCCCGUGAAAUUCGUAACGAAGCCAGCUGUAGCGUAGGAUGGCCCAAAUUUCCACGUCCGACCCAUCGGCACCAUUCGAAAGCAUGAUAGCUGUUUUACUACUUUUUUUAAAAGGGGACUGAUCUUAUGAGGAUUUUGGUCUAAUUUAAUUAUUUGCGAAAACGUUUCAGGCAAGAGGAUGCUUUUUGACCGAGGUUACUUACUCCGGUGAGGAAUACUGCUAAAAGAAAAUGAUGGGCGACAUUUAUUUGUACGCGAUAGAAAAAGAAAUAAAAAGACCUCGCGGUGGCUGUUGUGGUCAAGACGCUUUAAGGUAGUCAUCGGAGUAAAAAUACGGCUAUGUAAUAUCUUUUUUCAAUGUCUGUAAACGGGCAUUAAAUGCAGUUUCUACUAUUAUUAAAUGGUAGAAAUAGUGUUCCCUUUAAAUUGGUAACAAUAUGGAGGAUCAAACUUUGCGACACGUUGAUGUAAUUAGAUGUUCAUCUGUUUUGCCCCCCAGAAUAUGUGACCCCGACCAUUCCCCUGCCCUUUUCAAUUUUAUCAGUAUAUUUUUAAUGGGGGCGGCGCGUAUAAAGACCCCCUUUCACAUGUGAAAGUUGCUUUGCAUUAACAAAUGUGAUUAGUGGUGUUAACAAACAAGAAAGGUUCUUGGUGCGAAAUUUCUGCAUACAAAUGGGCCUAGCCGAAGUGACCGGAAGACGGUGUCAGAAUGUUUUAUCAACAGUUGAGAGAUGAGCCCAGUGUCACUCUUAUUCCAUUUAAAUCCUUCCGUCAUAUAAUAUUUUUUUGCUUACCAAAUAUCGCAGCAUAGCUUCUCCGGUACGCAGUUGUACGUCGCCUACACCAGAAGCCCUCUAGUCGAAAUUUUCCUGAAAAUGAGCCUAUCUAUUCUGCAAAAUAUUGAAUGAUAUCUGUGUGUAAAAACCCCAUCCGUCGUAUUCUGGUAUGCCUAAUUCAGCCUGAAUGCUCUCUUAAGCUUUAUUGGUAUUUAAUCUUGUAUCUGGCACGGAUCUGUGAAUAUGGAUUACUGAAACAAUUAGAGUUAAUUUCCCAGACAUUUAAUGGGGGUUCUUAUUUGCGCCAUAAGUCAAAAACUUUUGUAACCUCUGUUUACAAGAAGCUGUGUAUCUCCAAAUAUUACAAACUUUGUAGCAGGUACAUGCUCAGCUGGUACACAUAAGUUAAACAACCAACCGACAUCCCGAAAGUAACCGUAUGACGUUUGGUCAGUUUUUAUUGGUUUUUCUGUUUUCUUCGGCCUCGAUUAUGUUUUAGCAUCUAAUUAGUCGACAGAUGCGACGAAUGCCCUGCAUCGUUGGUCGGCGGUUCAGACAAAAACCAUUGAGUCUGUUAACAUCUUUUUUUUACAAUGACGCCUUACUUUUCGGAACAUCACUUCGGAGUGUCUUGCGUAAUUGAAUUGUAUUUUUUGAAUUUGUGGCCAUUUCUGGUCAAGCGGACACGUCCGUCGAGCAGGAUCACACGGACGAGUCGUCCGCCGAUGUCGACGCCAAAGUUUCUUCCGGUGAACAAACGACAGUUCGUGUAUCAGGCGGGGCAGCUACUGAGGAUGUCGACGAAGACAAAACGAGCGUUGCAGAGGAUCCAGUCUCUGCCGUUGUUGACCAAAAAUUACCGGAUCAAAGAAACCAGGUGCACGAGGAACCGAUGCAACUCACACAAGGCCAAGGUGUCUCGGAGGAAGGGCCUGACUUGACGCCAUCACAUUCCCUGCCGGACAAUUCAAAUGGACGGGGCAUAGAAGCUGACGGUUAGUGACCUUCUUUUUAUCGCUCAUUUGCCCUCACGGUAGAAAACUGCAAGGAUGAUGGCACUUCGUAGGUUUGGCAUAAAUAAAUGAACAACCAUGAAGUCGUCGAAACAGUAAUAACGACAUAGGAAUCCAGUUCCAUGAAACUAGUGAAGUGAAAUAACUUUAAGUUCAGUGGAUAAAUCGUGUUGAUUUCACACUUUUAAACAGCAAAACUAGGCGAAAACUAAGACAGAUGUUUGUAUGGCUUAAAUAUAAAUCAAAACAAUGAUAGGGGGCACUCACCGAUCGUUCAUACGGAACUCACUCGUUCCGUUGUACCUUAAGGGUACAACGACAAAGACAAAGACAAGGGACAAGACAUUCUGCCUAUAUAUCAUGCGCCGCUGUGCGGCUGCUGGUUGGGCUCGAGAGAGAGCCCUUAAGGCACAGCGGAACGAGUGAGUUCCGUAUCCACGAUCGGUGAGCGUCCCCUAACAUUGUAUAUUCCCGAUCGAAAACCGACAGGGCAACGGGCUCGUGACCCGGUGAGUAGAGGCGUUGACUUCUAAACCAACAGGUCGCGAGUUCGAGGCUCGGGUGUUCCACACUUCGGGCUUGGGUAUGGCUGGCUGACGACGGCUAAUAAGCCAGAAGUGGCCGUUCCGGUCUCCCUUGUCUUUGUCGGUAAUACCAUUCUGCCUAUAAAUCAAAACUUUUACGCCAUGCGGAAGUCCAUAUAAGUCCUUACAAGUACAAGAAACCCCAUAUUAACUCUAAAUUAGACGAUACGUGGGCAUCAUUGAACCUAUGACACAAAGUGCGUAAGAAUGUAUAUUUACUAUUUGAAAAACGCGCAAAGGAUGAGUCGCGUCUGUAAAGAAUAGCAUAGAGGCUGCUCAUGUAGCCUGAGGCGUGCCAUCGUGAAAGGCAGGCGAGCGUACCUUGGGGAGUUUACAAAUGGACUCAGUUUGUGGACAUCCUAACAACAAUUGCUUGAUUUUCGGUUAGUCCUCCAGAGGUGCUGAUGGUAAAACGAUCGGCCACUGUCCCACGAAUGAAACGGCAUUUUCCACUGAAAGUGCCCUUUUUGGAAAUUGAUAGUUGGAGUUAGGUAGGAAAACAAAAAUGUCGACAGCGAUGAGGGUCGGAAAAUUGUAAAAAUAAGUUUCCCCGAAUUUACUACCGUUGGCCCAUGGGGUUAUAUAACAGUGUUUUGGCCCGCCAAAUACUCUUCCCCUUUAUGGCAUCAGAGAACUCGAGUACUCUAAUGGCGCCAAAUAGCAAUAACGCGACUGACGUCGACGGACAGAGAAAAGUACGCCUUAGUUUUGAAAACAGUUAUUUAGGAUUUUCAUCAAAACCGUCUUGCAUCCACCGUAGUUAGAAUACAUAUAAACGAAUAACAGGAGAGUAAACGACUUUCCAUAAAAAUGUUUAGCUACUAGUGGGACAGUCAAAGUCUCCGGAAAUGAAUUAGAGACUUAAGAUGCGAGAAAUGCUCAUACGGAUAUGCAGAUUGAUAUUGCCGACAAUGACAAGGGAGGCUGGAAUGGCCAUUUUUAGCUUAUUGGCCGUCUUCACCCAGUCGUACACAACCCAGAAGUGUGAAACCCCUGGGGUUUGAACCCGCGACCUGUUGGUUGGAAUCCCACCGCCUCUGACCACUGAGCCACUGGCUCGUUGUUCGGCUGGUUGCGGUCGAAAAUAUUCAAUGGUAGUGGGGUGCUCACCGAUCGUUUUUAGGGAACUCACUCGUCCUGUGGUGCCUCACGGGCUCUCUUUCGAGCCCAAUCAGCAGCCGCACAACGGUGCAUGAUAUAUAGGCAGUAUGUUAUUACCGACAAAGGCAACAGGGGCUGACAUGGCCAUUUCUGGCUUAUUGGUCGCCGCUAGACCGUCAUACCCAACUUCGAACUGUCGAGCAUCUGGGGCUCGAUCCCGAGACCUGUUGGUAAGACGUCCAACGCCUCUAACCACUGAGCCACCGUCGCCCGUAACACGAUCGCUGAGCUCCCUUCUACCACUGGAUAUGCAGAAGCGCGACAAGUGAAAAUGCCGAAGGCCACAUCGAAUGGAACGGAAAGACUUUGCAGCAAUGAAUUCGGAAAACACCUACCAGACUCCAAUCAGCAAAUUAGCUGACCGUUGUGAAAUGUCGUUGUGCAUUAAUAUUGACUGGAAGAGCCAAAGAAACGUUUACAGCAGAUAAACGUAUUUGUAGAACGCAUCUAAACCAAAACGGGAAACAAAACAAAACAAUAAAAGUAUAGAUGCGAAAGGAACAGGAACGUACAGUGUAAUAAACAAAUCUUCGAAUCGUGUUAAAAUGGAUUUCGACAGGAAGGAAGAGUAGGAAAUUUGAAAGGAGAGUAACACCAAGAAUGCCAAAGUAUUCAGGAAGCGAAAGUGGUCGCAGUCAAAGCACCUUCGCAACAGAUUUCGGGUUGUAAAUUAGCAGAUAAUUUUCCAAUGAUAAUACGGAGAAAUCAUCCAAAUCAUCCUUCAGGAACUUGAAGUGAAUGUGAUUUUAGUAGGGUGAUCUCGGCAGUUUGUCCGUCGUUACCGACGAUGUCCUCCGUGUGCACCACAAAGGUAAGCACAGAGACGACGACUGCGGAGAGAUCAGGUGCGGUUGCUGACAAACAACCGUCUACGCAUGACACACACAUGAUGGGUUGGGUCCCACAUAAGUAGGGGUACCAUAGGGACUGCCUGAGAAAGAGGCUAUUGCAGCAUCCUCCUUCGUUUCCACAGGCAAACAGGUUUAUCCCGUCGGUUAAAAACCUUUCCGUCCACGGAUAGUAAUGCAUCGUCAUAGGCAAAAGGUGCGUCAGGUUGUUUGAUGUGAGGCAUAUGCGCUGAAAGUCAUGGAAAUCGGGUCCUCAAAGUCGACCUCAACGUUUAUCAGGCACCAGCCAACUGUCCAAACCGACCAGCCAUCUGUUGUGGAGAUUGGGCGCAAGUAGCCUACAUGGCAUGCGGCUGCACCUAGGCGUGCCAUGACACCUCGGUGUGUGUGUGUGUGUGGCAUUCUUUACGGUUACGCAGCCAAAUUAACGCUGGUCUUACCGGUAUGUUAUUACGUACAAAGACGAGGGAGACUGGAAUUGCCACUUCUGGCUUUUCUGCCGUCGUCAGCCAGUCAUACUCAACCCCGAAGUUUGGAACACCCGAGGCUCGAACUCGCAACCUGGUUGUUAGAAGUCCACGCCUCUAACCACUGGGCCGCGAGCCCGUUGCCUUGCUGGUUUCGAUCGGGAAUAUACAAUGAUAGGGGGCACUCACCGAUCUUACCGCUGGUCUUACCCCAUAUUGGUCUAACGCAGCUCCCGCAUGGCCCGUUGACGGAGACACAUUAGAUGGCUAACAACCGUAUUGAUAUCAACCGGUCAAAAAGCCCUUGUUGCUGACCUUAUAUUAACCCACAAAGUUUUCUCUGCUUUAUACUAAGCAUCAAGAUUCUUGAGUCUUCUAGCGCACAGGGAUGACGUUCUCUGAUGUAGCCUACAUAUCGGAUGAACUACGAGCAUUUGCCUUGGAGAAAGUUUGAUCUCAUAAGGCUGAGCAGUCGAUUAUUCAUGGUUAUUUACGGUAUACUAGCUGAAGUCAGCCAGAGGACGUUGAACGAUUCGGUACCAGUUAUUCCCAUAAACCGCUUCACCUCGGAGAAGCGUAUAAAUUUUCAAAAUACAGGGCCGUAUAUGCAAAUGAACAGGAUGGGAAAUUACUGUCGUUUUUGACGAAUGAUGAUCUGACGGGUAAUUUGCUAGCAAUGACGAAUCGUUCAGUGAUUGCCUCCGAGAGGAAACGACAAAGCACCUAGACAAUCAUUUUCGAUUGCAAGCCUCCAUUUGUUGCAAAAUAGUGGCUGCCUUUGAAUACCCUCAGCGGCAAGGAAGGCCGAAUAAAUGGCAGGAAUAAGUUGUCCCAGUCCACCUGUAGCAUGCGUUAUCGGUGGUCAGAGCUCAAUUUGUUGACUGCGGUGUCAAACACCUGCAUGCAGAUCAACUUCAAACGCAUACAUUUCAUCUCAGUAGAAAAGUUGACAUAUCUUGCUGACCAUAGGUCAUUAAGUCACGGAUCAUAGACAUCCUCAAGCAUACAGUAAGCUUUCGCUGUUGUCGUGAGAUGUAGCGCGUAGAGGUGAUUCCCUUGAUGAUUAAAGUAAUAAUUAGUGGUAUCUUGCUUGGAGAAAAGACCUGCAGAUAUAACUUCCGUUGCUUAAAGAACGCCGUAAGAGAAAGUCAUGAUGGUGUUGGGUGACUAUGUAUGAUAUAUUAGCAGUCGUCAUUGAAGGCGGAUUUGAACUAUGUCUAGGAAGGAACGCCAAAUGAUACAGCAAUAGGUCUUUAAGUCAUCAUCGCCUCUGGUGAUAAUACUUUUCGAAUACAGUUUGGUGGAGAAUUUGUUCCGCUCAUCUCCUUAGGACCAGCAUAUUUGCCUAAUCAGCUCUCGAAUGCCCUCCAACCUCCAGAACGGAUUAAUCUCAGUGCAUAACUAAGUGUUUGGAGGCAUUUCUACCUCCGCAGUGGGCCUUCCAUUGACACCGGGCUUAUUUCCCUCCGCACACGUGUGCCGUUGGGAAUUUUGACGUCGCCCAGCACCUGAAUCCUGAUUGGCUGCCUUGUGAUUGUCACGUGUCCACGCGUGCACACUUAAGUCUUGCACACACCUACAAACUGUGAUCAGGGCGUAGUUGUCUCAGCGAACACCCAACCCUUGGUGGAGUUAAAUGGGGAACACGCAGGCAGAAAGUGGUUAGUUUUUUUAAAUUACUUAAUCAAUGAGUAAUACCUAAUGUGUCAUAUUUUUGUCGCGGUUGAUAUACGCGGAUUUAAAAUUGGCCCGUUAGGCCAAAUCCGGGAAAACUAAACGUAGAGUAGGUGGGCUUACUCAUGAAAUGUCAACCGAAAUUCCGAAACGAGUUUUCGUUUCGAAAAGAUUAAUUAAGUAGGGUUGUAAAAAUAGUCAGCCUGCGACAUAAUUCUAUAAUAAUUCAGUUACCUCAGGAUGCCGGCUUUCGAAUGAACUUCCUUCGGGCUGCAUGCAAAAAAUACACUCUGUAAAAAAUGACUACUUAUAUAUCAUGAAUUUUUCUCAUUAUUUUCGAUGCCCCUUAAAAGUCUAAUUAUAUUUCCUGGAAAACAUGCAUACAAAUAUUCAUUCUUACGCUCAUUCGGUAGAUAAUUACGUCUUCCUUUAAUUUAAUAUUCGAAGGAAGAGUGUAAUUUGGUUUUUAAAAACCUUUCUGAUUCCCGAAUAAUUUCGAACCUGUUCUACCGUUACACCUAGAUUCUGGGUUUUCAAGGUACAAGCCGAAUAUUUUUCGCGUACGGAAAACCACACAUUAUUUACGGUAUUAAGAGAGGACCAUAUAGGGUUCAUAAUAUUUAGCAGUGGAUUUGAUCCAUAAUGUUAACUUUACAAGCCACAUUGGUAAAUACAGAGAUACCACGUUUUAUGAACGGCCAUUUCACGGUAUUUAAAAGUCUCACAAUUAGAAACUUAUUUGAGACCGAAUCAUAAUCUUUCUUUGAGUGCAAAAUUGAAAAAAGACGUAAUUUUCUACUGAAGGAGCAAAAGAAUGAAUACUUUUAUGUAUGUUUUCAAUAAAAUAUAAUCAGACUUUUAGGGGCAUCGAAAAUAAUUAAAAAAUUCAUGAUACAUAAGUAGAUAUUUUUUACAGAGUGUAGUUUUUGCGUGCAGCCGGAAGGAAGUUCUUUCGAAAGCCGGCAUAUUGAAGUGACUGAAUUAUUAUAUAAUUAUGUUGCAGGCUGACUAGUUUUACAGCCAUACUUAAUAAACCUUUUAAAAAAGAAAACGCAUUUCAGAAUUUCGGUUGACAUUUCAUGAGUUAGCCCAACUACUGUAAAUUGUGUUUACAUACUCAAUAUCUUUUAGCCAUUAAACUCACAAAUAUCGUGAAAUCAAGCUUUGUGGAACGCUUCGCUUUUCAGUCAACGAUAACGAGGACAGUGCCUUAACGAGUGCACCAGAUCAAGUUGAAGACAAAGAAGAGGUCGAGGUAUUCAACAGAAAAGUUCUAAGUGAGUUUACAGAUGAACAAAAUGAUCGAUGUUCAGAAGCAAACGGUGAUCUGAGCACCCAUCAAGUGCAAGAUGAUUCCCGGGAAAGGGAUGACUCUCCUGUUGCCUCCGGGGAAGCAUCUACCAUUGGGGAAACGAACGAGAUAUCGGGCACAAUAAGAGAGACAGGUAAUCACGUUUUUAGUUCGAAACUUACUUAUCACUGAAGGAAAAUUUCAGCUGGUCUUUAAUCUUGCUCUGUGGUUUCACGUAGUCACUGACCUAUGCUGGAUUGCCUUAAGACUGAUUAGACUGUCUACAAUUGCUCAUAUGAAGGCGAAUUAGUGUAGGGUGAUUUCGCUGAAACAAAAACGUUUGCUAAGAUGUUCAUGUAUCCGGAAUCCGGGUCAAGUGCCCACUGCCAAAGUAGGGGCUUCACAGGCGAUGAAAGUCAAGUGUACUUGGUGUUGUCAAUUGUAGUGCUCAUAUGUUCAUUGGCCCUGAUUAAUCGUUGGCACCUGUUUGGUGCUGCUGGCGGCUAG
Messenger RNA from Spirometra erinaceieuropaei, 27191 nucleotides. The record is from the annotation of a GenBank genome assembly. NCBI's taxonomy places the organism in Eukaryota, Metazoa, Platyhelminthes, Cestoda, Diphyllobothriidea, Diphyllobothriidae.